Messenger RNA from Lineus longissimus, 1696 nucleotides. Its product is annotated as very long chain fatty acid elongase 1-like. Lineage: Eukaryota; Metazoa; Nemertea; Pilidiophora; Heteronemertea; Lineidae. Gene Ontology annotation, molecular function: fatty acid elongase activity. Gene Ontology annotation, biological process: very long-chain fatty acid biosynthetic process; fatty acid elongation, monounsaturated fatty acid; sphingolipid biosynthetic process. Bases 262 to 993 code for a protein of 243 amino acids. The transcript has 4 exons. The record is from RefSeq and is a predicted model, not a curated record. Gene Ontology annotation, cellular component: endoplasmic reticulum membrane.
GUGAAAUAUUCGUGCGGUGAACUCGAUCCACGGGAAAGCUUUUGUAACAUUUUCAAUAUAUUACCGCUAACAUUUGCAUGCAUGGGUUUGCAUGUGUACUGAGGUAAACACCGUUGUAGAAUGGGCUCACUCUUGGCGUUAGCUUGCGACGGAGUUGGGGCGGCAUCACGAAAAGAUAAUUUGUUGGCUCGCUAAAAUAAGAUAAUUCUGACAAUUUUGAGGACUGCUCGCGCAGCAUACUGAGAAACACUUGCAGUCAGAAUGGCUGAGAAUAACACCAUUACGUUAACCAUCUUCCUCAAUACAGUGGUUGGUUUGCCGUCCUUUAAAACGUUCUGUGCCUACAUGUUUCUGGUGCUGAUGUCGCCUCUGUGGCAGGCCAUGACCAAGCCAGUAUUCGUCAGACCGGUACUAGUUGUGUACAACUUCAUCUGCUGUUUUGUAAGCAUCUGCACCUUCCUCGGAUUUGUCUAUUUCGGUUUCAUCAAAAGUCCGUCAAUCUACGAUAUGAAACCCGCAGAGGGCUUGGGAAAAGUGUACUACCUGUACUACUUUACGAAGAACUUAGAACUGAUGGACACUGUCUUCAUGGUGCUUAGACAUAAACAACGCCAGAUCUCCUUCCUACACGUGUUUCAUCACAGUUCCAUGGUAAUGCUGAGUAACUUUGCUGCCGCCUACACCCCGUGGCCGGCAAUAGCUUUCUACCUCAGCAUGAACAGCUUUGUCCAUAUCUGUCUCUACAUCUAUUACGGGAUGGCCGCCAUGUGUCCUGACGACCCACCUCAAUGGAAAAAACAAGUCACCCAACUUCAAAUAGCCCAGUUCUUGAUCGGAUCUUGUUUCGGCGUCUACGGGUAUCUCAACCAUAGUUUCUGCAUCUAUUCCAUUCUGUAUGCACUUAUCAUGACUGUGUUAUUUUCAAACUUUUACUACCAUUCCUAUGUCGGUAGACCCGUGGAUCUUGGGAGAAAAAAAAGCAAAGCGGAAUAGAGAGAUAGUUUUGUCAUUGGCUUGUAUAUCACUGUAUCACUGUAUCACUACAUACAGCAGAAAUCAAACAUCGUUCAUUGUAUUGAAUUGGUUUUCUCCAAGAAGCACAUGCUAUGUCACUGACAUUUUUAUCCAUAAUACAUUCACGAUUCGUACUGGACAAAAAGGCGACUUAAUCAAAAAUAAGGUAAAAAAAUUGGUAUAUACUCUCAACUCGGCUCUAUAAUUAAGACCAGGUUGAUAAUACCGCCCAAUACCACAUUUAUGAUGUUUAUUCACAAGGAUACUCAUCCAGGUUAGAGGUGUUAGGCCUAUACAAAUUCUCGUCAGACUUCAUUGGUUGGAAUCGUGAUUUUGGGUAAUCCUACAUGGGCGGGCAAGAAAUAUAUGACCUGGUCUUAUACAGCCGAGUUGAGAGUAUAUUGUAUGUUUGGACCACCUACUGUAGUCACAUAUAGCUUCAAGAAAUCCAUAUAAUUUUGAAUACACUAUAAUUAGCCAUUAUAUGUUUUAGCAAGCAAAUUGUUCCAGAUGAAGAACCAACGUGCUCUAUGUUAUCAGCAGUGUAUGAUACACUAAACAACGUGCAAGGGACAUGUAGUUUUGAUUCAUGUGUCUAUCACCAUCCGAAUAAAUUAGAUGGAGGCUACGUCACCUAUUUCGAUUUCGCUCUCGUUUAUUAAAUAAAUUUCUCUUUCUACAU